Mastomys coucha (southern multimammate mouse) is the source of this 5525-nucleotide messenger RNA. RefSeq names its product integrin subunit beta 3 (gene Itgb3). Gene Ontology annotation, biological process: cell adhesion mediated by integrin; cell migration; cell-matrix adhesion. Gene Ontology annotation, molecular function: integrin binding; fibrinogen binding; fibronectin binding. The record is from RefSeq and is a predicted model, not a curated record. Lineage: Eukaryota; Metazoa; Chordata; Mammalia; Rodentia; Muridae. Bases 92 to 2455 code for a protein of 787 amino acids. Gene Ontology annotation, cellular component: focal adhesion; integrin complex; cell surface. The transcript has 15 exons.
CUCCGGUUCCCUCCCCUCCCGCAGCAGGAAAAGCAGCCGCGGGCGCCAGGCUCGCCGUGGCGCGCGCGCGGCGUGAAGGGCGGCGGACAGGAUGCGAGCGCGGCGGUCGGGACAGCUCUGGGCCGCUCUGCUGGCGCUGGGGGCGCUGGCGGGCGUUGUCGUCGGAGAGUCCAACAUCUGUACCACACGAGGCGUGAACUCCUGCCAGCAGUGUCUGGCUGUGAGUCCUGUGUGUGCCUGGUGCUCAGAUGAGGCUCUGCCUCAGGGCUCAUCCCGCUGUAACCUGAAGGAGAACCUGCUGAAGGACAGCUGUGCCCCAGAGUCUAUUGAGUUCCCCAUCAGCGAGGCCCACAUCCUGGAGGCUAGACCACUCAGCAGCAAGGGCUCUGGAGACAGCGCCCAGAUCACUCAAGUCAGCCCCCAGAGGAUUGCCCUUCGACUACGGCCAGACGACUCGAGGAUCUUCUCACUUCGAGUGCGGCAGGUGGAGGACUACCCUGUAGACAUCUACUACUUGAUGGACCUGUCUUUCUCCAUGAAGGAUGAUCUGUCCAGCAUCCAGACCCUGGGGACCAAGCUGGCCUCUCAGAUGCGCAGGCUUACCAGCAACCUUCGGAUCGGCUUUGGGGCCUUUGUGGACAAGCCUGUGUCGCCGUACAUGUACAUCUCCCCCCCACAGGCAAUCAAAAACCCCUGUUACAGUAUGAAGAACGCCUGCUUGCCCAUGUUUGGUUACAAACACGUGCUGACACUAACCGACCAGGUGACCCGCUUCAAUGAGGAAGUGAAGAAGCAGAGUGUGUCCCGUAACCGAGAUGCCCCAGAGGGCGGCUUUGACGCUAUCAUGCAGGCUACAGUCUGUGAUGAAAAAAUUGGCUGGAGGAAUGACGCAUCCCAUUUGCUGGUGUUUACUACUGAUGCCAAGACCCACAUCGCCCUGGAUGGAAGGCUGGCAGGCAUUGUCCUGCCCAAUGAUGGACGCUGUCACAUUGGCACUGACAACCACUACUCUGCCUCCACUACCAUGGAUUACCCAUCUCUGGGGCUGAUGACUGAGAAACUAUCCCAGAAAAACAUUAACUUGAUCUUUGCAGUGACUGAAAACGUCGUCAGCCUUUACCAGAAUUAUAGUGAGCUCAUCCCUGGGACCACAGUGGGAGUUCUGUCUGAUGACUCAAGCAAUGUCCUCCAGCUCAUUGUUGAUGCUUAUGGGAAAAUCCGCUCUAAAGUGGAGCUGGAAGUACGUGACCUCCCGGAAGAGCUGUCCCUGUCCUUUAAUGCCACCUGCCUCAACAACGAGGUCAUCCCAGGCCUCAAGUCUUGUGUGGGCCUCAAGAUUGGAGACACGGUGAGCUUUAGUAUCGAAGCUAAGGUGCGUGGCUGCCCCAAGGAGAAGGAGCAGUCGUUCACUAUUAAGCCUGUGGGCUUUAAGGACAGCCUCACGGUCCAAGUGACCUUCGACUGUGACUGUGCCUGCCAGGCCUCUGCCCAGCCUUUCAGCCCACGCUGUAACAAUGGGAACGGGACCUUUGAGUGUGGUGUGUGCCGGUGUGACCAGGGCUGGCUGGGGUCCAUGUGUGAGUGCUCCGAGGAGGACUAUCGACCCUCUCAGCAGGAAGAAUGCAGCCCCAAGGAGGGCCAGCCCAUCUGUAGCCAGCGGGGCGAGUGCCUCUGUGGCCAGUGUGUCUGUCACAGCAGUGACUUUGGCAAGAUCACUGGCAAGUACUGUGAGUGCGAUGACUUCUCCUGCGUCCGAUACAAAGGGGAGAUGUGUUCAGGCCAUGGGCAGUGCAACUGUGGGGACUGCGUGUGUGACUCGGACUGGACUGGCUACUACUGCAACUGUACUACACGCACCGACACCUGCAUGUCCACCAACGGGCUGCUGUGCAGCGGCCGGGGCAACUGUGAGUGUGGCAGCUGUGUAUGCGUCCAGCCAGGCUCCUAUGGAGACACCUGUGAGAAGUGUCCCACCUGCCCAGAUGCCUGCUCAUUUAAGAAGGAGUGUGUGGAGUGUAAGAAGUUCAACCGGGGAACGCUACACGAAGAAAACACCUGCAACCGUUACUGCCGGGACGACAUUGAGCCUGUGAAAGAGCUGACGGACACUGGCAAAAACGCUGUGAAUUGUACCUACAAGAAUGAGGAUGACUGUGUCGUCAGAUUCCAGUACUACGAAGACACCAGUGGGAGGGCCAUCCUCUAUGUGGUGGAAGAGCCUGAGUGUCCCAAGGGUCCUGAUAUCCUGGUGGUCCUGCUGUCAGUGAUGGGGGCCAUUCUUCUCAUUGGCCUUGCUACCCUGCUCAUCUGGAAGCUACUCAUCACCAUCCAUGACCGAAAGGAAUUUGCUAAAUUUGAGGAAGAACGAGCCAGAGCCAAGUGGGACACGGCAAACAACCCGUUGUAUAAAGAGGCCACUUCCACCUUCACCAAUAUCACCUACAGGGGGACUUAACGAGAAGAGGUCAUCCUUAGACCAUCGUCAGAUGAUGCCAGGACUGUGGGAGUCUUUGCCAUUAUGUUUACAGAGGACAGUGUGUGUGUGUGUGUGUGAUUUGGAGCGUGGGUUGGGCUGGGCUGGAAGAAUGUCAGUAUGUGGGAAUGUAUGUAUGUGUUGAGUGUGGGGAAAUGUGUAAUUUAAACCUUGUGAUGUGUCUCACAGGCAGAGCCCCACAGUCUUUGUCCUCAGGAUAUCUCCCCAAAGGAUUCUUCCUGCUUAGCUUGAGGGGAUUCAUGACACCUGGCAGAUGUUCAUAACUUCUGAGAAGCCAGUUUGUCUUGUCAGGCCAUUCUCCCAGAAGAAAAGGGCAGGGCUGAGGUCCUCCCAGCCUCCCAUUCCAGAGGCAGUGAUGCCAAGUCUUGGUUCUAUACCGACUUUGUAAGUUUCUGGUUCUUGUAGCUGACUGUCAACAGCUACAGUAGAAAGUGCUCAGCGUUGAAGCUCGGUUGUAUCAUCCGUGCCUCUGCCCACCUCUUCUCCCUCAGGCUGAUGGUGGAGUUAGGGGAGAAUUGAGUCCUCAAGAGUUGCCAACACCUCAGUUCUGCUAUGCCUCUCUCAUAAGGAAAGUCUUCCGUCACCUGGCUCUUUGGCCUGUUGAGCGUGAGGAUGGCAAGGCCACUCAGGGGUCAUGCAUGGCCUGGGGUGCGUGGCAGCACCUCCAAGUUCAUAAUCACAGCCAUCCAGAAUUGCCUCAUCGGUAGCUCUUCCCUGGAGAUUUGUCAUUGUUGUGUCAGCACCAUCUCUUACCUCCCGCUUCCACACUCUCAUAGCCACAGGCUAUUGCUCUGUGCUGAGGAUCUCUCUCAUGGUUAGAUGCUCUGUGCUGAGCUUAUCUCUCAUGGUCAGAUGCUUUCUCCUCAGGGGAGAGCGCUGUGGUCAGAGCUGGAGGCCUCUCCCCCAUCUCCAGGCCUUCUGCUCCUCUUUCCAGGCACCUCCACACACCUCAUCCUAUGCCUCUGUGUGCUUGCGACACCUGUUCAUGGCAGUGAUUGUGUUUAUCUACCUCUUCGGUGUCUUGUGAAGGAGUUAUUUCCAAGGGUCUGUUGAGCCGAGUGCCAGGGAGGAGUUGAAAGGCCAGUCAGAGCUGCAUGUGUGGCCUGUUCUCCCGUGGGCUGGGCAACCUCAUUUUAGCUCAGCCUUUAAUCUGGGAGGCCACAAGUGCAAUUUUAUUUUAUUCCCUAGGGGGAUACCCAGAACUUUGAUGAGGCCCGAUCACUCUAAAGGAGUAUGUAUAUAAACAUACUUGCAUUAUCAUAUUUGUAAUUUUGUAUGAUGACAAAGAAGAGCAUUAAAAAACCCCACACAGACUGUGUGGCAUCCAUUCUUAGUAACUUGCCAGUCAGUUGCUGAGUCUGUAAGGGGCUUCCCUCUUCCUGGAAGCAUGUGAGGAUGAGUAUGUAGGCACACAGAACCUUUCUUUGAGGAGGACAGACUGGCUGUUCUGUUGUCCCAGCAAGAGUGGUUUGCUCCGUUGGCAUUGACUUAGAUCUAACAAUAAAAAUCAAUGCCCACCACCCAAAGAAAAAAGGCCUAAAAACAGCAUCUUGGUGAUCAGAGACCUGAGUCCUGGCCUGGGGUCACUGUAGAAAACAUUUGAAAGCUAAUUUGGGAAAGCCGCUUUCUUUUCUCUGGAGUUCACUUUUCUUUUGGACCAAUUAACUUGCAAGGUCGGCUUCAAGUGUCAAUAUUCCUUUCAAAGAUAAGGUCUCACAUAGCGAAGUAUGGCCUUGAAUUUGCUAUGCAGCCAGGGAUGACUUGAACUUCUGAUCCUCUUUUCCUCCACCUCUCAGGUGCUACAAUUAUAGGCACGAACUAUCAUGCCUGGUUUACGCAGUGCUGGGAAUAGAACCCAGGACGUCACACAUGCUAGGCAAGGACAUUACCAACCAUAUUCCCAGCUUUAGUAGCAACAUCCUAAGAUGCUGAGAUUAAAUAUGGCUUCAAGCAUGUGGUCAAGAUUCUGUGUGUGUGUAUAAGGGGGCUGGAAUGUUGCCCAGUAGUAGAACAAGCACUUAUGGAAUGCCCCAGGUUUGAUUCCCAGCACUGAAAGUGUGUGUGUGUGUGUGUGUGUGUGUGUGUGUGUGUGUGUGUGUGUGUGUGUGUCUGGGGGCGGGGUUUGGGGGGAGGUGCUGUUGCUAAGUGCUUGUUUUUCAGUUCCGAGACUGAACGCCUUGGCUUUCACGAGAGCGGAUGCUAUUCUUAUUACUUGCCUCAGCGAGUUGCAUUCCUUCUCAGACUCCCUUCCAUCUUUUGUUCCUGGGUGCACCUGAUGCAGCACUUAGUUUUUGUCCAAUUCGUUCUUUUUUGUCCACUCUGCAUACAUUUGCAUCUGCAUACCAGGGAGGGCUGUCAGUAAGGCUGAUCCAGAUGUUGGUUUGGAGAGCAGGCCUUGAGCCGGUGACUGUCCUGUCCUGCCCUUGGGUUACUCUUGGCUUAGGUGGUGGGAGUACAACAGAAGGACCAGGGAAGAUGGUCACAGAUCCACCCUUUAGCUGCUGAGGCAGAGUCCGUGAGAGGAGAGUGGGGUUUUCUUUAGAGAAGAUAGUUUCAAUGAGGAAACAAACGGGAGGAAGAAAAUAUAUUAGAAGGGUGAGAGGUGAGUAGGAGUCUUGUCUGUUUCUGGAAUGAGGCUUGUGGUGCUUGGGCGGCCGUGCUGGUCAGUGCACGAGCACAUCUGUAGCCAUUCUCACUGGAGGCCGAGGAGCAGUCUGUGUGGUGUCCUGAGGGUGAACAUCUGGAGUUGCUCUGGCAUGGAAGAAGCAGCACAGAGCGACUCUGCCUCUUCUCUUCCAGGUGAUUUCUGUCCAGUCUCAGUGUCUGAGGACAAUAGGAACAAACAGAGCAUGCGUGGCAGGUUGCUCCGUUCCAGUCAGUUCUUUCCCUCAGAGAUAUUCUGAAGCUGCCCACAACAUCGGGUUAUUUGUCUUUGUCCAUUUCUGGUUGAAAUCACCUAAGAGCCUUCCUGACACCCUCACCACCUCCUCUGAGUUAUGUAACAGGGAAUUAAAUGUGCUUUCCAAAAGAA